GCAGUAACUCACUGAACAUCCAUCCAUCUCCGACUUCCCUUCAAAGGCCUCUGUGUCUGAGUGUAUGAACAACUCAUUAGCUUUCAUAUAAAAUAAUAAUUUAACAUCUCCACAUACUUCAUUGAGUUCAUUCCUUGUUUACGAAACACCACGAUGCUUCUAGCCGUGCUGACAAUAGGUGGGAACUUCCCCUACUCCUCCACUAUGCAAAUUGACGCCCACAGAGCCUAUUUGAUUGUAUAUAAAGUGUACCUCCUUUCUCCUUUAUCCCAUUACAAGCAAGACCUGCAGUACUGUGCAGAGAUAAAACCCAAACUCCACAACAAAACCCUCUCGGUCAAGCCGAGCUUACCGGCGAUACAAUUUUAAUUGAAGCAUGAGAAAAGAUGUUUCUAAGACCAGAUGGGUCUUCUUCAGGUCUCAAUAUCUUUUCCUAUUAAUGUGUACAGUGGACUGUAGCCCUCCCGAAGACCCCAUCGAGUGUUGGUCGUCGCGAACAAGUAAUUGCACCAUCACAAAUUCCUAUGGUGCCUUCCCUGAUCGGAGUGUGUGUCGAGCGGCGGACGUUGCAUAUCCGACGAGCGAGGAAGAACUUAUUUCUGUGGUGGCCAAAGGCACGAUGAGCAAGAGAAAGAUGAAGGUGGCGACCCGUUACUGUCACAGCAUCCCCAAGCUGGUGUGCCCGGGUGGGGAGGACGGGUUGCUGAUAAGCACCAAGUAUCUGAACCGGACUUUGAAGGUAGACCCAACCACGAUGACGAUAAGCGUGGAGAGUGGCGUGACGCUGCGGCAGUUGAUCGACGAGGCAGCCAAAGCCGGGCUGGCUUUGCCUUACUCGCCCUACUGGUGGGGGUUGACGUUGGGUGGGCUUCUGGGCACCGGCGCCCAUGGCAGCUCCUUGUGGGGGAAGGGAAGUGCUGUGCAUGACUACGUCGUCGAACUUCGGAUGGUCACACCGGCGGGGCCCAAGGACAACUACGCAAAGCUCCGAGUGAUGGAUACCACUCAAACCGAGGAUUUCAAUGCCGCUCGCGUAUCCUUGGGUGUCCUUGGUGUCAUCUCACAGGUCACCCUAAGAUUGCAACCACUCUUCAAACGCUCCAUUACUUAUUUGGUGAAGAAUGACUCGGAUUUGGGAGACCAAGCGGCUGAAUUCGGCCAUCAACAUGAGUUCGCAGAUAUCAUUUGGUACCCUAGUCAAGGGAAGGCAGUCUAUCGAAUUGAUGACCGAGUCUCCUUCAAUGUCUCCGGCAAUGGUCACUAUGACUUCAUUGGGUUCCGGCCUACUCUUUCCCUUGCAUUGGCCAUCAUAAGAUCUUCUGAGGAAAGCCAAGAGUCUACAAGCAAUGCGGAAGGAAAGUGCAUCGAUGCAAAGCUAGUUACGUCCACCUUGAUGAGCAGCGCAUAUGGCCUAACAAAUAAUGGGAUUUUGUUUACGGGUUACCCAGUGGUUGGAUAUCACAAUCGGCUACAAGCCUCGGGGACUUGCCUGGACAGCCCCGAGGAUGGUCGCAUCACGGCUUGCCCAUGGGACCCUAGGGUGAAGGGCCAAUUCUUCCACCAAACCACAAUCAGCAUUGGCUUGUCCAAAGUGGGAAGCUUCAUCCUAGACCUGCAGAAGCUCUCACGGUUGGAGCCCAAGGCACUGUGCGGGUUGGAGCUCUACAAUGGGAUCCUGAUGCGAUAUGUAAAAGCCUCUAGCGCCUACUUGGGGAAACAGGAAGACGCAGUGGACUUCGAUAUCACUUACUAUAGGAGCAGUGAACCCAUGAGCCCCAGGCUUUACCAAGACAUCAUAGAAGAGGUAGAGCAGCUUGCGCUCUUCAAAUAUGGAGGGCUUCCUCACUGGGGCAAGAACAGGAACCUGGCGUUCGAUGGUGUGAUCCACAAGUACGGGAGGAAUGCGAAGGCGUUCCUGAAGGUGAAGCAAAGGUAUGAUCCGCAGGGACUCUUCUCCAACGAAUGGACAGACGAAGUGCUUGGGAUUGAAAAUCCAAGUGAGGUGACCACACUCAAAGAGGGAUGCGCGCUGGAAGGGCUUUGUGUGUGCUCGGAAGACCUCCAUUGUGCUCCACAAAAGGGUUACUUUUGUAGACCUGGUAAGGUAUACAAGGAUGCACGGGUAUGUACACGUUUGAGGACGACUCAUCCGCGGCUAAGUACUAAUAAUAUUCACAAUCAUUUGUAUCGUUAGUAUGUAAUGUGUUACCUCAGCUAAAUAUAUAUAUACCUACCUAGUCAUGUGGUUUCAGCAAGCUCGAGAAAUUACUGGCCCACCUCCCAUGAGAUCAAGGAUCUCAUUCAUAUUGAUCGAUGCUCCAGUAUGCACUCUCAUUGGUCUCAUGGUGGUGUAACGACCAUACACUACCAUGUAGCUAUCUCUUAUCCAUAUAUAUGUAAUAGGUAAGGUUUGUGGCUAUUUGUGCCACAUGGAGAGGUGACAUAAUAAAUUUGACCAUUGUUUUUUGUAAAUUAAUUUGACCAUUUGAUGAAAUGAAUCGGAUAGGUCAAUUGUCAAAUUUUAACAUCAAAUUCAGUCGUA
Macadamia integrifolia is the source of this 2542-nucleotide messenger RNA. RefSeq names its product probable L-gulonolactone oxidase 6. Lineage: Eukaryota; Viridiplantae; Streptophyta; Magnoliopsida; Proteales; Proteaceae. Gene Ontology annotation, molecular function: D-arabinono-1,4-lactone oxidase activity; FAD binding. Gene Ontology annotation, cellular component: membrane. Bases 377 to 2194 code for a protein of 605 amino acids. The transcript has 3 exons. The record is from RefSeq and is a predicted model, not a curated record.